GCGCGCUUCUUCGGCUAAAUCCCGUUAAAUCCGCCGAACAGAGGGAUUUAGUAAAUCCGGGAUUUAAGCCGUAAAUCCCUAAAUCCAGGAGUUACGGAAUCCAGGGAUUUAAGGAGCGCACAAAAACCGUUUGGCUGGAUUUAGCGUAAAUCCGACUUAAAUCCGGGAAUAAGUCCGAUACCAAACAGCCCCUUAAGAUGUACAUUUUCCCGUUUGGCAGGAUGUACCGUAAAUCCUGCUUCAAAUCCCAUAACAAAUAGCUGUUGAGCUACAUAAUUUAAUAAAUUUGAAACCGAGGUAAAACGGGCUUUAGAAAAAAGUAACAUUGGGACAAUUUGGUAGAUUCUAUCGUAAAUCCUGUGUUAAUCCUACAUAAAGCCAGCUACCAAGCAGCUCCUUACGACUCUAGUUGAUCUCAAGCGCAACGAUCGGAAUAUUUGUCACUCACGCGAUAGAUAUCUGUGGUUUGAUUCGUGUCAAUUGUAGAACGAUGGUGGUCAUUGAACCAGCAGUUGAGCCUAAAGUUGAGGAGGAAACAUCUACAAGCCGCCAGAAGCCAAAGUCUUCGUUGACGGAGACGGCGGCAGUGGAACACCUAGCUCCGGAAGAGGGAUCAGCAAGCGAGGACGAACGAUUCGAGGACGCUUUAACGGAAGAGCAGCUAAACGAGAAAGCAUUGAAUCAAGCCAAUAAUGCUAAAGCAGAAGGAAAUAAGCUCUUUGGGUCUGGACGUUAUGAUGAAGCAUUAUCACAAUAUGAAUUUGCUUUGCAAAUAGCUUCAGAAAUUCCUUCAUCUAAAGAAGUUUGCUCCAUGUGCCAUGCAAACCGGGCAGUGUGCUUCUCAAAAUUGGGAAAGUACGAUGAUGCCAUAAAAGAAUCUAACAAAGCACUGGAGUUAAAUCCUUCUUAUGUUAAAGCUCUAAUAAGAAGGGGGGAGGCUCAUGAAAAGCUUGAACACUAUGAGGAGGCCAUCGCUGACAUGAAGAAGAUCAUUGAGUUGGAUCCUUCGUAUGAUCAAGCAACAAGGAACAUAAGGCGGCUGGAGCCAUUGGCAGCAGAAAAGCGAGAAAAGAUGAAGGAAGAGAUGAUUGGUAAAUUGAAGGAUAUGGGAAACAAUAUAUUGGGGAGAUUCGGAAUGAGCGUCGACAACUUCAAAGCAGUGAAAGAUCCCAACACAGGCUCAUAUUCCAUCUCAUUCCAGCGCUAGCUAUGCAAUUGCAGCAUUCCAUUGUGUUUGAAAAUUGGAAAAGCAUAACAAUGUGUAACACAUUGCUUGAAAGAAAGAGUAAAGUGCUCCUCUUCUCUGUUGCUGCUUUUGUUACUAUUAUCACUGGAACAAGUUUCACAUAAAGGUUUUCGCCAUUUGUUAAAAUACCUUUAUAACUGAAGUAAGCGCACCUUGCUGUAAAACCUUAAGACUUUUGUUAUGCUGGGACUUCAAUUUCACAAGAACUGUUGGAGGGUUGAUU
Messenger RNA from Dendrobium catenatum, 1469 nucleotides. RefSeq names its product tetratricopeptide repeat protein 1. The coding region runs from base 491 to 1207 and encodes 238 amino acids. NCBI's taxonomy places the organism in Eukaryota, Viridiplantae, Streptophyta, Magnoliopsida, Asparagales, Orchidaceae. The transcript has 6 exons. Gene Ontology annotation, molecular function: protein binding. The record is from RefSeq and is a predicted model, not a curated record.